This is a messenger RNA of Sphenostylis stenocarpa, 330 nucleotides long. Lineage: Eukaryota; Viridiplantae; Streptophyta; Magnoliopsida; Fabales; Fabaceae. The record is from the annotation of a GenBank genome assembly.
AUGAUGAGCCAAUCAAAGCAAAAGCCAUGUACGUGCUCUUCACUCUCCUAUGGUGAGAGGGACCCAGAAAGGCUAUGUGAGAUUCUGUUGGAGCGUGAGGACCAAACUCUGAGAUUGGAACUGGAGAGAGUAAUGAUAGGCGGUGGUUUGGCUUUUCUAGUAACUUUGACUACCAUUGUGUUUGAGGUUGAGGGGAACAACUGUCUUGGCACUAACCAAACCAAGAGAGAGAGACUUUAUCUUCCUUUCAUGGGUAAGGUCCAACUCUUCUCCUCAGAUUUGGACUUCAAAUUUAAUUUGGAAAAGAUUGGAGAUUUAGAAGGAGCUUAG